Numida meleagris (helmeted guineafowl) is the source of this 7536-nucleotide messenger RNA. It is a transcript of the gene SHPRH, whose product is annotated as SNF2 histone linker PHD RING helicase. The record is from RefSeq and is a predicted model, not a curated record. The transcript is spliced from 26 exons. Gene Ontology annotation, cellular component: nucleus; nucleosome. Gene Ontology annotation, molecular function: ubiquitin protein ligase activity; DNA binding; ATP binding. Lineage: Eukaryota; Metazoa; Chordata; Aves; Galliformes; Numididae. Bases 558 to 5141 code for a protein of 1527 amino acids. Gene Ontology annotation, biological process: protein polyubiquitination; DNA damage response; nucleosome assembly.
GGGGGGUGGGAAAAGUCCGCCUGGCUUCGCGUAGCGCCCGGCGGGGCGGCCGUGCUGCGGGGCCAUCCUGGCGGCCUCUGGGGAGCGGCCGGGGCCCCCCGACUGCUGGGCUCUCCGGAGGGAGGGGGUUUGCUUUUUUAAGCGUCAGCGACUCGCCCGUCGCGCCUGAGUGCUGUAUUGGAAAAACUGAGAUGUUUUCUGCCCUUAAUUCUGCUGCAUUUGAAAUCCAAACGCGGCAAGGUUUGUGUAUUGCUGAAGUAGUUUGUAAGGAAAUCCUCCGCUUGAAGCGAAUGUUUCGUUUGUUUUUUAUAGGUUUGUCGAAAGUCAGGUGGUUUGUUUCUCUCAGAAUUACCCCGUAACAUUAGAGUAUGUGAUAAUGGAAUUAGUAGGUUAGAUCCUCAUCUUCUAACACUUCAUUAGCAGUGGUAUCCAUGUUUCAUUAACAGUCAUAAGCAGAAGCUGAGUUGACAUGGAUGUCUAAGUAUUUUUCUGAGUUUGCUGUUGAAGAAAGCGCUGUAAUGUGAGAGACUGAAAAUACUGUUGAGAGAAACGACAAAAUGAGUGGUCGUCGAAAGCGUGCGCCUCCAUCAAAAAUAGAUGAGGCGGAGAAGAAACUGCUCUGCUGGAAUAUGCAUGAGGAUCGGAGAAAUGAGUUGAUAACGUUAGAUGAUGAACUGACUACUGAGGAUGAUAUUCCAGGUCCUAGCACUUCCUCUGCAUCCUUCUUUGUUAUAAAUGAUGACAGCAUUGACGAAGAUCUUGUUCAAAAAGACAACAGUCGUUCAAAAUCUGAUAAGUUUUUGGCAGCUAAUGACGGAGAAGACUCUAAUUCCACCUCGACUCCUGUGUCAGUACAGCUAAAUAUUGUAGUCUUACCGUACCAUGCAGAUGGGUCCUGGAAAGUUUUACUGGGAGAACUUGCAUUUUAUCUUCCUUCUGAGCAAAUUGUAAGUGAGGAGUUCCAUGAAAGGGGCUUUACAUUAAUGAGAGGAGACUCCGACAAUCACCUGCUGGUCUGCGUCCAUAAAGGAAGUGAAGAAGAGUACAGUGACGGAAGGAAAGAAUGCCUGGGUGCUUAUGGGCAAAUUAUUUUGGUGGAACCAACUUUAGGUGGUGAAAUACUGGAAGGCUUGAGGUGGCUGCAAAAUAAAAAGAUAAUUGGACUUUAUCAAAGACCUGGAGAGGGUCGAGCUCUAAAGGUUGGAAUCUACCUUCUGGAAGCAGGGUUAAGUAAACCAGAGUUUCUCAGUGAUGGAGGUGGAAGACCCAAAAAAGCUAAUCAGCUAAUUCAAAAACUCAUGGAAAAGUUCUACAGUUUUAUAAUUCCAGAUGUGUUGGAGGAAGAUGAGGAAGAAUCUGACAUGGAGCUAGAGCGGCAAAAUAUUGAAGAGCUUUAUGACUUUGUAAGGCAUACUCAUCAGCAGGAUAUCCAACUCCUGAGAGAGGAUGUGCAGCAUCCUGCCUUAAUUCCCAUUCUAAGGCCAUACCAAAGCGAAGCAGUGAAUUGGAUGCUUCACCGAGAGAACUUCACAAGCACUCCAGGUGGUGGCAAGUAUACGGAAAAUGCACUGCAUUUCUUAUGGCGAGAGGUCGUCACUCUGGAUGGAGUGAAAAUCUACUAUAAUCCCUUCACUGGCUGUAUUAUCCGUGAAUACCCAUUUGCUGGACCUCAGUGGCCUGGAGGUAUUUUGGCAGAUGAGAUGGGUCUUGGAAAAACAGUUGAAGUGCUGGCUCUUAUUCUGACUCACACCCGACAAGACAUCAAACAAGAUGAUCUGACAUUACCCGAGGGUGAGCUCGUGAACUUCUUUGUUCCACCUCAACCUUCACAGGGAAGUAAAAAGAAAAAAACAAGGGAAAUGGAACUUAAAUUGAAGGAAAAAAUACAAUAUCCCAGCUUAAGAGUGAUGGUGUUAGCAGCCGUGAAGGAAAUGAAUGUGAAGAAAGGAGCAUCUAUUUUUGCAAUAUUUAAGUAUAUCGGUGCUGUAUAUAGGUAUGACACACAGAGAAAUAGACGGCUUCUCAAAAGAACGCUGGAAAAACUAAUUGCAGAUCAAGUAGUAGAACAAGUGAAAGGACAUGGUCUGGCUGGGUCUUUCAAGCUGGGAAAGAAUUACAAGGAACAGAAGAGACGAGAGAGAACCAAAGAACAGAUAGCAAAGACUUCAGGAAGGAUUCAGAAGAAGCAGUUGUCUGAUGCUAAUACGCAAACCAAAGAAUCAAAAGAUAGUGAUGUCACUUCUACAGAUGUCCUUAAAAUCCCUUUACGAAUGAAUAUUGCCACAGAAGAACAUGAUUAUUGUGCAACUAACAAAAAUGACAGGAAAUCUGAAACAGAUUAUGAAAACUCUGUGGAAGAGAAUAGCAUUCAGCAGAAAACUGUGGUCCCAAAAUCUCCUGACUUGCAUGGCAAGCUCCUCAUUUCUAGUGACAUUAGCAGUCAUUCUGAUUUUGAUGAUUCUAAAAGUACAGCUGAUGUCCAUCAGGAAAUCCCAAGAUCUUCACAUUCACAAGAACAUGCUAGCAGUAGCGUACAACGUACCAGCUCUGUAUUUCCGUUUAAUACCUCUGAAUAUCGUUUUGAAUGCAUCUGUGGUGAGCUUGGAUUGGUUGACUAUAAAGCUCGUGUGCAGUGCCUGAAAUGCCAUUUAUGGCAACAUGCAGAAUGUGUAAACUAUAAAGAGGAGAACUUGAAGAUCAAGCCCUUUUACUGUCCCCAUUGUCUUGUGGCAAUGAAACCAGUUUCCACAGGAGCAACUCUCAUCAUUUCUCCAAGUUCUAUUUGUCAUCAGUGGGUAGAUGAGAUCAACAGGCAUGUGAGGUCAUCAUCUCUUCGAGUUCUGGUGUAUCAAGGUGUGAAGAAGCACGGCUUUUUGCAGCCACACAUGUUGGCAGAGCAGGAUGUGGUCAUCACAACGUACGAUGUCCUCCGUACUGAGCUGAACUACGUAGACAUACCCCAUAGCAACAGCGAAGAUGGGCGCCGCUUCAGGAACCAGAAGCGGUACAUGGCCAUCCCAAGCCCCUUAGUAGCAGUGGAGUGGUGGAGGAUCUGCCUUGAUGAAGCACAAAUGGUUGAAUGCACUACUGCAAAGGCUGCUGAAAUGGCACUCCGUUUAAGUGGAAUCAACCGCUGGUGUGUCAGUGGCACUCCCGUGCAGCGAGGGUUAGAAGAUCUGUAUGGAUUAGUCCUUUUCCUUGGAAUUGAUCCUUACUGGGUCAAACAUUGGUGGGACCAGCUUCUAUAUCGACCUUAUUGUAGGAAAAAUUCCCAGCCUCUCUACAGCCUGAUUGCCAAGAUAAUGUGGAGAUCGGCAAAGAAGGAUGUGCUCGACCAAAUUCAAAUUCCCCCUCAGACAGAAAAUGUACACUGGCUUCACUUUUCUCCUGUGGAGAGACACUUCUAUCAUCGCCAGCAUGAGGUGUGCUGCCAGGAUGCAUUGGCAAAACUGAGGAAGAUUUCAGAUUGGACUCUGAAGCUUAGUAGCCUAGAUAGAAGGACUGUGACAUCUAUUCUGUACCCUUUGCUGCGGCUGAGGCAGGCCUGCUGUCAUCCACAAGCUGUUCGAGGAGAGUUCUUGCCAUUACAGAAAAGCACCAUGACCAUGGAAGAACUGCUAACAUCUCUGCAGAAGAAAUGCAGAACAGAGUGUGAGGAGGCUCACCGACAGCUGGUGUGUGCUCUUAAUGGCUUAGCUGGAAUCCAUAUCAUAAAAGGAGAAUAUGCAUUGGCUGCAGAACUGUACCGAGAAGUGUUACGUUCUUCUGAAGAGCACAAAGAAAAGCUCAAAACAGAUUCCUUGCAAAGACUUCAUUCUACACACAACUUGAUGGAGCUGUUGGCAAAGCACACAGGAAUUCCUCCAACUUUGCGUGAUAGUCAGCUUUCAGCAGAGGCAGAACAACUUCGACAGCAUUAUAUGAGUAAAUCCAAUGCAGAAGUUGCAGAAGCCCAUCAGGCUUUACAGCCAGUUUUACAGACCAUUCGGGAGCUCCAGAGAAAGAUACAUUCUAAUUCUCCUUGGUGGUUGGAUGUCAUCCAGACAGCAAUACAGUAUGCCAUUGAUGAAGAGCUUGUUCAACGUGUGCAAAAUGAAAUAACCUGCAACUACAAACAACAGACAAAUAAACUCUCCAUGGCAGAUAAAUUCAGAGACUGUAGAGGCCUUCAGUACCUGCUCACAACCCAGAUGGAUGAAGUGAAGAAGUUCCAGAAGAUUGUAAGAGACGCAGUGAAAAGCUUAGAAGGCCCUCCCUCAAAGGAGGUUAUUGAGGCUGCUACUAUCUGCCAUUUGCGACCUGUUAGACUUCCACUUAACAACUGUGUCUUCUGUAAGGCUGAUGAGUUGUUCACAGAAUACGAGUCAAAACUUUUUUCUCAUACUGUUAAAGGCCAAAUGGCUAUAUUUGAAGAGAUGAUAGAAGAUGAAGAAGGGCUUGUUGAUGAUCGUUUGCCCACUACAAGUAGAGGACUGUGGGCAACUAGUGAAACUGAGCGUGCCUUGAAAGCUAUUCUCUCCUUUGCCAAAGCUCACCGGCUGGAUGUUAAGCUAACUGAAGAAGGUAGCAUAUUUCUGGAACUCUUCGAAGCAUGGAAAAAGGAAUAUAAGUUACUUCAUGAAUAUUGGAUGGUACUAAGGGAUCACGUGUCUGCUAUUGAUGAACUAGCAAUGGCGACAGAACGGCUGAGGGUGCGUCAUCCUGAUGAGCCAAAACCAAAUCCCCCAGUUCUCCACAUCAUAGAGCCUCAUGAGGUAGAGCAAAAUCGAGUGAAACUUCUGAAUGACAAGGCAGUUGCUAAAUCACAGCUUCAAAAGAAAUUAGGACAACUACUAUAUCUCACUAAUCUGGAGAAAUCUCAGCAUAAAACUACUGGGGGAGUAAAUCCAGAACCAUGUCCUAUCUGUGCACGUCAACUGGGAAAACAGUGGGCUGUGCUGACGUGUGGGCAUUGUUUUUGUAAUGAGUGUAUAGCUAUCAUCAUAGAGCAGUACAGUGUUGGCACCCGCCGGAGCUCAAUUAAAUGUGCCAUUUGCAGGCAGACUACAUCUCAUAAAGAAAUAUCAUAUGUCUUUACUGCGGAAACUGCAAAUCAGGAGGAUGAUAUUCCUGUAAAGGGGGAAGAAUGCAUAAAUCGGUAAAUAUGGGCAAAUGAAAACUGAAAGCAUGAAGGCAGGCUCUGGCUGUGCUGGAUUAAAAAUGCAAAGGUAAAAGACUUAUAAUAUUUUGAUGUAGGUGAUACUGCUGCCUUUUCUAAAAUGUGAUUAUGGUACAUCUGGACAUAACAAUCAUAGUUUUCAUUUGGUUAGUACAGUUAGAAGUAAUAAUGUGCUGAGAGACUUCCAUGUUACCUGUGCAAAUCUCCUUUGAACCCUGUGGGUAUCCUAGAGUUGCUGACUUCUGCUGAAGUUAAUGCUGCUGUACUCGUGCCACUUAUGUCAGCCUUCCUGUUAAACUGAAAUUUCUUUUUCUAAGUAGAUGCUUCCUAAAUCAAAUUAUUAGAGUUAAGGUAGUUGACAAUAUGUGGCACCAGGGGGAGUAAAUAGACUGUAGUUUUGAAGCGCUGGUUAUAAGGACCUCGCUUUAUACGAAUUUGAAAAAGCUGUUCACUAAGUGCUUUGAUAUGCCAUCUUGAUUCUAACAAGAAAACUUCAAAUAUGUUUCUUAAAUUGCUUAAAGAAAAAUAACUAAAUUUCUUGAGUAAAACGUAGAAGGAGCAGCUCAUCUACUGUCCUGCAUAAAUGGCUAUAGAGUUUCCUUGAAGUACUUCUGCAUCAAAAACUUGAGGUGUAUAAAUUUACAUUUUGCGUUAUCUCAUUAAAAAGGAACAAUUUAUAUUGCAGUUUUCCUGUAUUUACUAUCAAAUCAGAGUUAUUAAAAAUAACUUUUCAUAUUCUUCUAAGGACGGUUGUUAACAAAAGGUAACUAACUCAUUAUGGUUUCUGUUGAAUGUAGAGGUUAAGAAAUGGUUUGUAGUUUUGACUCUAAUGUGUCCUGUUUGAUAACUAGAACUGGCUCAUCUAUUUAUAUAUUCUCAUCUGGAUAUUCAAGAAAAUAACAAACUUCAAGGUGUGUGGGUAAUGAGUUGGGUAACUUUCUUCUUGUAAAGGCAAACUGAAAACUCAUUGCAGGUUACUUCUAUUAGUAUCACCUCACCAGAAAUAUUGAGAACAAAAUUGAAUUUUUUUGUGCUGCGAACCAAAACUUUGGCCAAUUUUUAGUUCAAUUACAAGUCUAAAAUAGUUUUCUAAUAUGAUGUAAGCAGUGGGACAAAGAGCUUUCUGCACUUUGCUAUUAUAUUUUUAAAAAUUGAGCAAAAAGCGUAAGCACUUAGUGUUGUACUGUGUGUUUUUUUUUCCUCCAUCAUAGUUCCUCUAACUGAUCUUCUACAAAGUCAGAUUUGUAACAUGUGAGUCACAGGAAAUCUGAAGGGUGGAAAAAUCAACAAUAGCGGCUACAGCUACUAUGUCUCCUAGCAAGGAAAAAUUGGACCUGAUAAGGUUGUGGGCAUUUUUUGUGGGGAGGGGUAGAAAUCGCAGGCAGCACAAAACUGCCAGAAAAACAGUGAAAGCUGACGUGUUUCUUUUGUUCAUCUUGGCAAAACUACCUGAGUGUUAAAAGCUUGGAAAGGUCAUUUACACACUUUUAAAUAGAGGUUGGCUGAAAUUUAGGUCAUGCCCUGCCUGUGGAGAGAGUGUAGGACUUCGGUAUUGUAGGAAUUUACACUUGUAAAAUGUAUUCUCCAUAAGGGUCCAGCUUUGAAUGCUGAGACAAGUAAUCCUAACAAAGAAUAUUAGCAGGAAGGAUUGAUACUUGAAGAAGAGCGUGAGGGUUAUUCAGGCUAGACAGGUACACAGGUUGAACGCAGGUGACAUUAAUAUACUUUGUGUUGAAUUGAUGGAUUGACUUUCUGCAAGUGGUUUUCUUAUUGACAUAAGUCUACAGUUAGCGAGUUGCUUUUUGUUUCUCAAUAGAUUGGAUAUUGUAUAUAAAAAUAAUUGCUUUGCAGAUAGUGAGAGGUUCUCAAUAAUUCAGUUUCUGCAAAGUAAAGUGUUGUGAAAGUAACAUGAAACAAUACUAAUUUACGGAAACAUAAUACAGUAGGGACAAAUGGUUAACUUGGCCAUUUAUUAAAUUUGAGUUAGAUGCUGUUAGAGUAAACUUGACUGUACUGUUCACUAAGUUUAUAUGAACUUGAUUAAUUGUGUAAAAGGUUUUACAUAAACAAGAUAAAAUGAAAUGUGGCCUGAGGUUGAAGAGGUUGCCCUUUUCCUCUCUGUUUCAUUUCUUUCUUUCAUGAAAUGUUUCUGCAGAAAACCCAGUUGGAGCAGAUUAGCUAGAAUUGUCAGCAGUGAUUUACAGAUGGAGAGUUUCAGAAAAACACAUAAAUGAUCCUGGGAACUAUAGGAAUUGCCUGGAGUUAGUUUCAGAUCUCCAAACUGAAGGAGGUUAUGCCAGGCAGCAGCUGUAAGACUGCAAACGUCUUUCAUCCUUGCACAUCAUAAUACCUAAGCAUUGCCUGUUGUCUGUAUGUCU